This is a messenger RNA of Triplophysa dalaica, 1519 nucleotides long. RefSeq names its product coagulation factor IIIa (gene f3a). NCBI's taxonomy places the organism in Eukaryota, Metazoa, Chordata, Actinopteri, Cypriniformes, Nemacheilidae. Gene Ontology annotation, molecular function: protein binding. Bases 151 to 1032 code for a protein of 293 amino acids. The transcript has 6 exons. The record is from RefSeq and is a predicted model, not a curated record. Gene Ontology annotation, cellular component: membrane. Gene Ontology annotation, biological process: blood coagulation.
GGUAGUCACAGCUGUAUUGCUGUAUGUGCACUCGUUUGCUCUCUCAAGAGGACCAAAUAAAGCUCCGUGGGACUGAAUUUCAAUUCAUUAUAUUUUUUUAUAUCCUACCUGGGUUAAGGAGCUUCACUCUUUCGUUUUCAUCGGGACGAUAUGGAAAGUUACAGAGAAACGAGACUUCAAAUGCUCGUGUUCGUCUUUGGCGUGUUCUUCAUGAGUGUUUGUGCCUCAGAAACCUUUCCGAAAGCACAGAAUGUCACCUGGAAUUCCAUCAAUUUUAAGACCAUGUUAACCUGGAGCCCAAAGCCAAAGGAUUAUUCAUACACCGUUGAAUUUUAUGUAAUCGGUCAGAGCAGAGAACGGAGCCCUCAUUGUAUCAGGUCCACUGAAACCGAUUGUGACCUGACUACCAAUUUAAAAGACCUGAAGGCUUCUUACAAAGCAGACAUCCUCUCUGAACCCCUCCUUGGGGUCACCUCUGACCUGAUCGAGCACCCUUCUACCACUUCAGAGAGAUUCUCCCCAUACACUGACACUGUCAUCGGGAGACCAGAAUUCAAACUGGAGGUGGGCAGUGACAAAAGGAAAAUCACGCUACAUGUGACGGACAUACCCACGGCUCUCUAUAAUGAAAAGAAUGAGAGACUCAGUAUCCGUGAUGUUUUCAAGGAUGAGCUGCAAUAUAAAGUCAUCUACAGGAAAGCUAAAAGCACAGGGAAGAAAGAGAAGAUCUGUAAAAGCAGCACCAUCGAGCUGACGGAUUUGGACAGAGAUGUGAGUUACUGUUUUAACGUCCAGGUCUACCUCCCCUUAAGGAGUACAGACAAACAACUGGGGGAGAUGAGUCACAUCCAGUGCUCUCCGGAAGAAAACACCUCCAUCUUUGACGAGUAUGGAGCGGGUGUCAUAUCGGGGGCGAUUCUGAUCAUCAUUUUGGCGUUAUCGGCAAUCAUCACUACGAUCGUGAUGUGCCUCAGACGGAGAAAGAGAGUCAAGAACCCUGGAAAAGAGGGACGGCCAUUAAAUCAUUUGUGAGGAGUGCGGAUUGUCUGCUUUAGUACUUCUCUCUUAUAAAGGGAAGACGAUGCCUUGAUUCAACAUUCCUUAAAACACUGGAAUCCAAAUUGUGUUUCUGUGAAACCUAAAGAUAGAUAUGUUAGACAUAUAAUUUAGCAAGACCUUCAUAUUGUCAGGUGGUGGGUUCUUUAGUGUGUACAUGUUUUUUAACACAACCUAAUUAUUUUUUACUCUGUGAUGCUAACAGCUACAGAAUAGCAGAAAUUCUGUAGGAUUUGUUUUUGUAUAUUUGGGAGAUUUAAAAUCAGAGCUUAUUUUAUAGAGAAUAUUUUUUUAGCUGUUUAAGUAGUAAAUUGUGUAUUUGUUUGUAGUUUUUCAGUGAAUGUUUUAGGCCAUUCUAUCUGCACAUGGCUAACCGAUCACACACUUUUUUGAUACAAAUGCACACUAUAUUAUGUGAAAAUGGUACUGAUCUGGGAUUUUGUAUUAAAAUAGAUAAUUGGAA